AUGGAAUCGGAAGAAGAAUGUCUUGCAUUUGUACCAGAGUCUCUCAAGUGUUUUUUAAAAGAAAUAUUUGUGGACAUUGGAGUGAAGCUGGCAUCAAUUGGACAGGCUAUUAUACAAGCAUCUCAUCCCAGGGUUCUACUUGCGCCACUCCAAAUUGGUUUGGCAGUGCAGCUACAUCACCAUUUUGCAUCACGUUUCCUAAUAGACUCACUCCACCGUCAUGGAUUCUGUAGUUCAUACUUAGACACACAACGAUUUGGACAGAAUGCAGCAAUAUAUCAAGGGACAGACAUACCCAACUUCUCAAGUGAGUUUGUUCAGUAUGCAGCAGACAAUGUGGACCAUAACAUAAGAACCUUGGAUGGAAAUGAUACAUUUCAUGGUAUGGGGAUAAUAGCUACUGUCACUCCAGGUACUAAGCAAACCAACUGUAUUCCAAGAGAAAAUGUUAGUCCAAAAGAUAUAUCCACAACAGGACACAUUCAAAUACAGUUCCAUGUAGUCGAAGGCCAGGGUAUUGCUGAAGUGAAGUACAAGGAUACAGUCUCCAAGACAGCUGAAGAUCCAACAGCAAAUCUCGAAAUCAUUUGGAAGACGUCACUUUUGUUUGGUCCCUCUAGACCUGCUUGGUCAGGAAUGAUGCAGUUUGUUCAUCAUGGCAACCAUCCUGGUAAAUCAUCAGUGGGCUCAGUGGAAACAAGAUGGCCGAUGCAAAAAGUUAAAAACAUUACAAGAUUGAAAAUGAUUAUCAAGGACAAUGAUGACAUUGGUGUAAAUAAUAAAAUAAAUGUGUUUUUUGUAAACGAGAUUGCAGAAAGAUGUGAGAAUCUUCACAAGAUGGAUAUUAUCAUCAUCAACAAUGCUCUUGUUGAGAAGUCACCAACAUUUUUUUCUGAUCACGGCCAUAAAUUUCAACUGCUUAUUGAUGCCAAGAAAGUCAAGACAAAAAUUAAGUUUCAGAAAGCCAGUUCUUACCCGCCUGAUUCUCCAAUCACCACAUCACCAAGAUGCAAACCAAAGGUUAGAACAUACAAGUACAUACCUCUGAAUGAGCUGAAGGCAACCAACAGUGUUGAUGUAUAUGGUGUUGUAAAAUUCUUUAAACCAGCUUUCAAAACUAGAGGCACGGAUUACUGCAUGAUGGUGACUAUUGUGGAUCCGUCUCUGGAGCAGAAUGCCAACGGAUUGAAGUGUGUCCUCUUUACAAAGGAGCAAGAAAUGUUACCCCAUGUGCAAGCAAUAGGAGAUAUUGUUAGAUUGCAUAGAAUAAAGAUUCAGAAAUACAAUGAUGAAUUGCAAGGUGUGAGAACGCAUGGAUUUUCGUCUAUAACAUUCAGUGGCAAUAUUGGUGCUCCAAUAGAACCCAGAACAGGUUGUGCCAGUUAUACACUCAAUGAUGACGACCGUGAACAAGUGAGAGCUCUUAGAUUAUGGGCAUCUAAACAGUCUAAUCUUAGGACUUCUACUGUGAAAUGCACGUUUGCUGAUGUUAUUGUUGGUCAGUUCUUUGAUGUAGUUUGCCAAGUUGUUGGGCUGAAGCUCAUGGAAGAGAACUGUUGUGUCUUAUUUAAAGUGUGGGAUGGCACAACUUGUCAGAGUCAAGUUCAUUGUGUUGAUACUUCAGAUGAUCAAGUGAAAUGGGCCAAUGAUGAAAUCAAGACAAAGUCAGAGAGAUUUUUAUUGGAUGUAUGUUGCUAUGACAACCACAUGGAAGCUGCUAGUAACGUAAAGCCAGGUCAAUUUGUGUUGAUACACAACCUCCAUGCUGCCAGACAUAAAGAAGAAAAUUCAUUGAAUAUUUCAUCUGUGAUUGAAUUCUCAUUGCAUCAUGGCACUGCUUAUGGAAGGGGAUUAACAGUACUUACAUCAGACAGCUGGGAAGCACAGCAAGUGAAAAGAACCAUGGAAAUAUCGACUGCUGCACAGAAUACAGUUACAGACGUGGGACGAAAUCCAAGACCUGGAAAACAUAACGUGGUUGAUGAUGUCAUCACCAUUGUUGACAGCGAUGAUGACAUGAAUCAAGUUAAUGAUUCAGUCCAAUCACAGAUGGUUAUCAUUGAUGACGAAGUUUUUAUCAGGACUAAGAGAAAAAAACAGAGUAACCCUUUAACACCUAACAAUCCAGCACCAAUCAUUGACCUAGAUCCCUCCAGUUCAUCUGUUGAACUUUUAGUGCCCAAUAAGAAGAGUGGUGCCCAGGUGCACAGUGAAAAGUCCACCAAUCAAAACUCACUUGUUGAGUUACCCACCAAUCAGAAACGAUGGAUGCAAGAAUCAGCUUCAGUUAUAACGCAUCAUCAUCAUAUUAGUCCUGUGCGGUUACGUGAUGUCACAUGCCACGCCGUGCCCUACAAGUUCCGCAUCAGAGCCAUGGUGCUGUCCUAUUUUCCCAGGAAGGUUAUUGACUUUGUACAUCUACAAUGUACAAAAUGUAGAUACAGCUGUCCUGUACCAGAUCCUCAAUCAUUUGAAAGUCCAUCAAAGCGACAGAGUGAGCGGCUCCAGAGCAAGACCAGUUCUGACGAGGAGUGCAUUAAAGAUACUUCACGAAGAGUGACAAGAAGUAGUAGACAAGACAAUCCCACGUUGCAUUCACCAAUUAGAACCUCACCUAGGAUUGCUGCCUGUGAUAAUAAAAAAUUACCCAAUGGCUUGGAAAAUGAAGUGCCCUCUAUCAGGAGAUCACCAAGGAAAAGAAGCUUAAAUGCCUGUGAAGGAACAUCACCAAAACGUUCUUCCAAACCAUCAAAACAAGUCUCGCCAAAGUCAUCAAAACAAUCCACACCAAAGCCAUCAAAGCAAGGCACUUCCAAGUCAUCCAAACAACCACAACCAGGCAUGCCCAAGAAAUCAGAAUCAAGCAAGAAAACCAAAGAAGACUUUAUACAUUCCAGCUCGUCACUGCCACCACCACCCCUGAUUCUAGCUUGCACUGUUGGUGAUAUUCCUUUUUACAGAUGUCCCAAGUGUGAGAUGAACAAAGAUGAUAUACGCCUGACGGAUACACCGGAUACAGAGCUUGAAUUCCGGGACACAAAUAAACAGAAACCAAAAUCCAGUAUGUACACAAGAUUCAAAUAUAGUAGUACCGUACACAGAGUUUCAAUUCUCCAGUAUAUGUACUUCUUCCAUUUGUUAAUGUCUGAUGGUACCGAUAAAAUAGAAGUUCUUGUAGGUAAAGAAAAUGCAGAAACAUUAUUUUCUAACAUCCCACCAACAAACCUGUAUAAAGACACUGAAUCACAGUCAUUAUUGGAAGAUCUAAUGUAUCUACUAUGUCCUGAAUCAUUAGAGGAGAUUCCCAGUGAUGCUGCCAAAAAUAGACAAUGGAUGGAAUGCUGUAUAAUGUCUUAUAAUGUUAAGAUUAGACAUGAAACUCGCAAGAAGUAUCAGAUGUUUGAUACAACAUUGGCCCUCAAUGUUGGGUGUUGA
Molecule: messenger RNA, 3435 nt
Organism: Saccoglossus kowalevskii
Lineage: Eukaryota; Metazoa; Hemichordata; Enteropneusta; Harrimaniidae
Product: protection of telomeres protein 1-like
Biological process (GO): telomere capping; regulation of telomere maintenance via telomerase
Cellular component (GO): chromosome, telomeric region; nuclear telomere cap complex
Molecular function (GO): telomerase inhibitor activity; G-rich strand telomeric DNA binding
Source: RefSeq, a predicted model, not a curated record